Anthostomella pinea is the source of this 309-nucleotide messenger RNA. The record is from the annotation of a GenBank genome assembly. Lineage: Eukaryota; Fungi; Ascomycota; Sordariomycetes; Xylariales; Xylariaceae.
AUGCAGCAUGCAGCACCCUCCACGGGUACUCUUCGGCCCCUCCACAAGGACACGGCGCUUGCGGUCGGCAUAACCCAAUGGUCGUCUGCUCACAUGGACAUCAUGGACAUGGCACACCCACCACCCGUACAGAGAGAAGAAGACGGAGUGAAGCGGAAGCUGCACCAGGGCACGACCAUGUGCCCCAUAACUGCCUACUUCGAGAACACAGGGGCGCAGCCCUGGGAAGGAGUCGAUCUAGUAUCGCGUGCGGGCGUUGGAUCUCCUAUAGAGCCGGUCCCGCUAGAUGGCAGAGCGCUUUCGAGAUAG